This is a messenger RNA of Fonsecaea nubica, 1125 nucleotides long. RefSeq lists its product as hypothetical. Gene Ontology annotation, molecular function: oxidoreductase activity, acting on the CH-CH group of donors, NAD or NADP as acceptor. The record is from RefSeq and is a predicted model, not a curated record. The coding region runs from base 1 to 1125 and encodes 374 amino acids. NCBI's taxonomy places the organism in Eukaryota, Fungi, Ascomycota, Eurotiomycetes, Chaetothyriales, Herpotrichiellaceae. The transcript is spliced from 2 exons.
AUGCCCUCCAACACCAAAAAUCUUGCUCUAGUCUUCAACAAAGUCCCCGACCGUCUCCCGGUACCUGGUGAACACAUUGCGGUUGAAGAUGUCGGCCCUUUUGACCUGGACCAGAAUCUGCCUCCCAAUGCGCUCGUUCUGGAGACGCUCUAUGUGAGCUUCGACCCGUACCUGCGCGGCUUGUUGCGUGAUCCCUCGGUUAAAUCAUACCUGCCCGCCAUUCCCUUUGGUACGGCCAUAACCGCGGGAAAUUUGUCACGGGUUCUUCGCUCCAGUCUCGAGGGCUUUGCCGAGGGAGACGUGGUGAGGUUGUUGCUCCCAAUCCAGCAAUACAAUCUGUAUGUGGUCGGGCCACAAUCCGAGCAACCGUUCAAGGUGCCCAAUCCGGACGAUCCCGGUCUCGACCUCAGGCAUUAUCUGGGGGCUCUGGGCAUGCCGGGGCUCACGGCCUACGCAUCGCUGUACGAAAUUGGUAAGCCCAAACCUGGAGAGAUCAUUGUGGUGUCCUCCGCCGCGGGAGCCGUGGGUCAAUUGGUUGGUCAGCUGGCCAAGCACGAUGGCUUGACCGUCUUUGGAUCUGUGGGCAGCGACGACAAGUUAGACUUCAUCAUCAACGAGCUGGGAUUUGAUGGGGGUUGGAACUACAAGAAAGAGCCCAGCACCAAGGACGUGAUCCAGCGCUUGGUCCGAGAACACAAGGCGAAGAAGGGAGAGACGCUGCCAGAAUUCCCGGACAAUGGCGAAGGUGGCAUUGACAUCUUCUAUGACAAUGUCGGCGGCGAGCAGUUGUCCGGAGCAAUUGACACAUUGAACUUUUUCGGCCGGAUCGUAGCAUGUGGCCAGAUCUCACAGUACAAUCUGCCGCCCGAGGAACGCUACCCGAUCCGCAAUAUGUUCCAGUGCGUGAUCAAACGGCUGACCCUGACGGGCUUCAUGGUCUUCGACGCCAACAUGGGCCCCAAGUACGACAAGGAGCACCUCGAGAACGUGACGAAGUGGUUGAAAGACGGGACCUUCAAGGCAAAGAUCCACGAGGACGUGGGCAUCGAAAACGCCCCCGAGGCCUUUGUCGGCAUCUUGAAGGGCCAGAAUUUCGGAAAGGCAAUCUUGAAGGUCAAGGUCUAG